CUCGUACUCUUCACUGUCCAGUCUCCUCCUCUACCCACGUUAACUGUCCUAGCUUACCACUCUUUGCCUCCCCUUUUUUAAGUUCAAAACACACAAGCCCUCUCCUCCCGUCUUUACAAUCCAAGAAUCUCUCAAAACCCCCUCCCCCUCAACUCCACAGUCCACCCCCAACCAAAACAGAAAAUUGUUUUGAAAAAUGUUUAAUUUCAUUGAUAUCGAAUCAUUAAAACAGAAAGUUUUAAUAAGAUGAGAUCCCCUCUCGACGGCCACAAAACUAGCACUACAAAGGGUACUCUUCUUGCAAAGAAAGCGAGGAAAGCUCGCCGGAAAAGGCUGCAGAUUAGGCGAAUGAUGACCGCCGGCUUGAAACCGCCCUUGCAUUUUAGCGAGGACAAGGAUGCAUGCGGCUGCGCCAGAAAGAGAAGCUUUGAUUACAAGGUGGCAACCUCCAAGUCCAACGAGGCACCGGCAGACGAAGAUGUUUCCCUGAAGGACAAGAAGUUGAAAGGGGCUGCCGGAAACAGGAGCGGUGACACGGGUUUUUCAGGUUCUGCAUCAGAAGAGAGCACUGCUCCUGGUGAUGGAGAUGAUCUACCGGAGGGAGAAGUUGGUGAAAAAGAGGGAGCGGCGGGCGAAGUGGAAGAUCGCGGUAGCAUGACCCGGUUAAUUUGCGGAUCGGUAUCGGUUAUCGGGCGCAGGAGGGUAAUGGAGGAUGCAUUGACUGUGGCGCCUGGGAUAGUGGCCGGACAGUACGAAUUCUUCGCAGUGUACGAUGGUCACGGCGGGGCAAGGGUGGCCAAUGCAUGCCGUGACCGCAUGCACCAUUUGGUCGAAAAAGAGCUCCAAGCAAACACGAGGGACAAAGUAUUAUCGUCGGAAAAUGAAAGUGGAGUUGAUUGGAGCCAAGUGAUGACGGCGUGUUUCUUGAGAAUGGAUGAGCAGGUGGUGGGGGUGAGGGGUUUGGAAGUAGGGGAGGCGGAGAGGGCGGUGGGGUCAACGGCGGUGGUGGUAAUGGUGGGGCCAGAGGAGUUGGUGGUGGCAAAUUGUGGGGACUCAAGGGCGGUACUGUGUCGUGGCGGAAGAGCGAUGGCGCUGUCGAAUGAUCAUAAGCCUGACAGGCCUGAUGAGAAGGAGAGGGUGGAAGCUGCAGGUGGAAGGAUCAUCGAUUGGGACGGUUGCCGUGUACAGGGAGUCCUUGCUACUUCAAGAUCGAUAGGCGAUCACUAUCUGAAGCCCUACGUGAUCUCGGAGCCAGAGGUCAAAGUAUGCAAGAGAACAGAGUCGGACGACUUCCUCAUCAUUGCGACUGAUGGCGUGUGGGAUGUGGUGCCCAAUGACGUUGCCUGUGAAGUAGUGAGGAGGUGUCUGAAUGGCCAGAUUAGCAAAAGGUUGUCGAAGGAACCUGGUGCUGCGGAAGCUGCAGCAAUUUUGGCUGAGCUAGCUAUUGCUAAAGGAAGCAGAGACAACAUAAGCAUAAUCGUAGUUGAUCUCAAGCAACCAACCGAGCAGCAAAGCUUCCACUAGUUGAUUGUACUUACUCGUGUUAAUGUCAUUUCUGCUUCCCCCCACC
Molecule: messenger RNA, 1570 nt
Organism: Coffea eugenioides
Lineage: Eukaryota; Viridiplantae; Streptophyta; Magnoliopsida; Gentianales; Rubiaceae
Product: protein phosphatase 2C 51-like
Exons: 3
Coding region: 247-1524 (425 amino acids)
Biological process (GO): protein dephosphorylation
Cellular component (GO): nucleus; cytosol
Molecular function (GO): protein serine/threonine phosphatase activity; cation binding
Source: RefSeq, a predicted model, not a curated record